UUAAAAGAGAAAGGUUUUGUAAAAUGGAAUGAAAUGGGGAAAUAUGUACCCACGAUGAGGAAGAAUCUAACCCCAUUGGAUCAUGCAGACAUUCUAGAAUUAUUCAAUAAGAAAGUCCGGGGAUUCUUGAAUUACUACUCGUUUGCGUCGAAUCGCAGUAGUUUUAAUCAGAUUGUACAUGUGUUGCAUAUGUCCUGUGCCCUUACUCUUGCUUUAAAAUACAAACUGAAGACAGCUAGUAAGACUUUUAACCGCUUCGGUAAAUGCCUUACCUGUCCUGCCACGGGUAUGAUUCUAUUUCGACCAAGCGCCUACAAAGCCAUACACUUAUACAAUCCUAGUCCGAUUGCCCGGGCUGAGCAGGUUAUUGAUAUUAGCUAGAGGUCGACCCGAUCCGCUCUUUUUAGAACAUGUGCUCUUUGCGGAU
This is a messenger RNA of Marchantia polymorpha subsp. ruderalis, 427 nucleotides long. The record is from the annotation of a GenBank genome assembly. Lineage: Eukaryota; Viridiplantae; Streptophyta; Marchantiopsida; Marchantiales; Marchantiaceae.